AUGGCUCAACAACCUCAUUCUCGAUUUCCACCUUUUCUUUCCUUGCAACCUCGCCAAACGGAUAACUAUUUUCUAAACGAAACUACUCCACUGAUGACAAAUUGGUGCACCGAAGUGCAUCGAGCACAAGUCAGACCGGAACCUCCAUCUUGCUUUUCCUCACCAAACUCGGAGGUUACGCCCCCCAAACACACGUGUCCGGUUUACGUCAACAGCCCUGAAACUGAUGCUUUGGAUGGAAGGUCCUCCCAACCAGACCACGUUCGUGGGAUACCGGCCUGUGAACAGUGUGGAAAACAAUUUGCAAAUGUCUACCGUCUUCAGCGGCACUUGCUGAGUCACACAGAAAGCUAUGAGUUAAGAAAAUUUCGGUGCUCCCAAUGCAACAAGGCAUUCAAAUUUAAACAUCAUCUGAAGGAACACGAACGUAUCCACACUGGGGAGAAACCAUUUAUGUGCAAACAUUGUGGAAAACGUUUCAGUCAUUCGGGUUCCUAUUCCAGUCACACAACUAGCAAAAAAUGCAGUGCGCUGAACUGGUCCACAUCUGUCUCUUCUAACACAACACAAUCAACCAACGAGUCUCACCCAAUCCACACGCCUCUCCCGAGGAGCAUAAUCUCAUCUGAGGGUCAUGCUGCUAGAUUGGCGACACCAUUCCAGGAACGUGAAUUGCUGUUUAAGAGUGUUGACAAGGAAUCGGAGACUAAUGGCCUGCACAACCUCGAGCGAGUACAGUCUCCCCCGAGUCCACCUGAAAAGAACUGUCUUAAUAAAGAUGUGAUACCCAGUUGUCUGCCUCAUAUGGGAACAUUUCCCUUCACUUCUGUUGGAACGUCUCCAAUUCCAUUAUUCCAGAAAUAUCCACCUUUGUCAUCUCUAUCAUUUCCUUCUCUGCCUGGAACACUGUUCGGAUUAACGUCACGACCGUGGCCUUGGUAUUACCGGUCUCAAGAAGCUGUAUCCGAUUCCUCAGAACUUUCCACACGUAACGUCUCACAGAAGAAAUUUUCUAUCCCAGAGCUUUCCCAGGAUGUUUGUAAUCAAACUCCUGAUUGGGACUGGAAUCAAUCGACCCCACCCCAGACGUCGUCAGAAGGUCCUUUCGUAGCACCCACUACCCGUCAUAGUUCACAGUCGCUGGCUCUGUCUUGUGAUCUAGCUUCUCCUUUAUCGUCUUAUAAGACGAUUCAGACAUUUGCACCGAUUGCUGAUAAACCGUUUUAUGCAAGUGCAUGGAGCGCAUUCCAGUCGCCUGAACACAAUGUACAAGAAGCUGCACUUGACUUAUCCAUGCCAAAAUUAUCCUCAAAAUCCCAUCCGGCAGAUAUGCAAACACCUUCUGCAGUGACUAAAGUAGAUUCCUCGUCGGUCGAACAUAAUUCGUUAUAUAUACCGGAAAACAGCGCUUCCAUAAACAUGAAGAGAUGGAUGUCCACAUUUGCCUUCAUGUUAGGUGCCGCGAAAAUGAUAGAUACCCCAUCCAAGCUCUGCACUGAUGAUCCGUUCGGGUUAGAACAAGGUAUUGCGCAGUUUCAGUCAAUACCACAUUUAAAAAUUAACGGUGUUGAUUGCGAGGCUCAAAUCACGAAGACAAAGAAACUUGAUUCACCAAUGGAGCAACGUAACACGCCAUGCACAGAAUACAGACAUGAUGGAGACCUGGAAGUAUCCAUGGAAGAGAAUGUGGAUAUCAGAGUUACCGAUAGUAUCAGCGACAGUAUGGCUGACUGCAGCAGCGGCGUCGGAGGAAGCGACGGAGGUGGCGCGUUUGGCGAACAACUGACCUGUGAUCAAUGUCAAAAAGUCUUCUCGAAAUACAGUUCACUGGCGCGACACAAAUACGAACACACUGGUGUUCUGAUUUUAGGUGAAUUAAACCGACAGACCACAUUGGCCUGA
Messenger RNA from Opisthorchis viverrini, 1902 nucleotides. RefSeq lists its product as hypothetical. NCBI's taxonomy places the organism in Eukaryota, Metazoa, Platyhelminthes, Trematoda, Opisthorchiida, Opisthorchiidae. The record is from RefSeq and is a predicted model, not a curated record. Gene Ontology annotation, molecular function: DNA-binding transcription factor activity; RNA polymerase II cis-regulatory region sequence-specific DNA binding. Gene Ontology annotation, biological process: regulation of transcription by RNA polymerase II. The transcript is spliced from 3 exons. Bases 1 to 1902 code for a protein of 633 amino acids.